This is a messenger RNA of Saccostrea cuccullata (small rock oyster), 2756 nucleotides long. Its product is annotated as mucin-2-like. The record is from RefSeq and is a predicted model, not a curated record. The annotation marks the transcript as partial. NCBI's taxonomy places the organism in Eukaryota, Metazoa, Mollusca, Bivalvia, Ostreida, Ostreidae. The transcript has 3 exons.
ACAGCCAGUAACAUCUUGAUGAAUAUUCCUCUAACAGCCCCCUCUGUGUUCCAGCCAGGAAACAUUCUGUGUUCUUCCACUCCCAUUAAACCAAAGACACACAGACACACUGUGUCUCGAGCAUCCAUGCAGGAUAUUCAUCUCGACCCCACAGAAAGCCCAAUCAAGGGUCACGGUGUUAAAAGAAAAACAAAACCAGCAUCUGCCUCCUCCUCAGGCUCUUCUGUGACAAAACCUCAGAUCAGAAAACCAAGUGCUACUGUGGCUAGUCGUAUCUCAGCUGUUAGACACUUCCCCCCUCGACCUUCUCCUGACCCCCUAAGGUCCAGUCCCCCUCCUCAACAGCUUCUUAUAGAAAGCAGUGACUCCGAUCACACUGACUCAGACUCUUGUAAUGUGAGUGAGAAACGUAAUGUGAAAACUAACAGAAAUGUUCCUGUAGUAAAAUCUACAGAUACAGAUAACGAUUUUCCCACUACAGAUUUUAAUAAUGAUGAACUAAAUGAUUUAAACAGAACUGGAGGCAAAACUGCCCACUCUUCAGACAAUGUUUUUAGUUCUCAGAGUGUGUCAGUUAUUAAACCCCCUGGAGUUCAUUUUUCAUCUUCUGGUCACCCACUGCCAGUGAUAGGAGAUCAGGACUAUAGAUCCCCUGAUUCUACACAGGGCCCACAAGACAGGGGGAACUCCCCUCACAGGGGUAACUCACCCCAGGGUCCAUCACGGCCCAGUCCCCCUGUCCUCAGGAAGAAAAUCUACACUGAGCCAUCAGCUCAGUCCUCUAGCACAGCUACAGAGUCAGGACCAAGGAAGUUUGAAAACCAAGUAAGAAACUUGCCACUGAGUAAUAACUUUUUGACCAACCCCAAUAAUAAUGUUCCCAGGGUGUCUGAAGUGUCUCAGAAUAACCCAGGAAGAACUGUGAAUAGUGCUAAACCUGUACUUCAACAUGCCCCCUUGUCUCUCGGAAGUGUAGCUGAUGAUGACUUGUUUGAUGGACCUAAUCCCUCCUCCCCCUCACAAAAAACUCCCAGAACACCAAGCACGGGAGAAAUGAACUCUUUAGUACUGGGGCUCAGUAGGGGGAAUAAUGUACAGCUGAAAAUUCCUCAAGAUCCUUCUGUGGACCCCAUUCUACCUGCUGUUAUGACUGCUAAGAGUAGUGACCUAACAACUUUCUCCCAGAGGUCCCCUGGAAGAUUCAGUCGCUACAAUCCAGAACCUCCUCCACCUCCAUUUUCCCUGGCCAUGGUGAACCCCACAGAAUCCCGACCAAGGAUAUUACGGACUCCACCACUUAGUCAACCAGUAGAACAAAACAGGGCAGAGCAGCAUACUCCUCCCAGGCAUUCCCCUCGUCAGGAGGCCAAGAACCAAAGUCCCUAUCAGAUUUAUGAUGAUAGGAGAAUCCCCACUCCUAAAGACCACAGGAUGGAAGAGGUUUCUUCAGAUUAUGGCAGAUUCAACCCAGGCUCUGGUGAUCAGUUUAGGUCUAAUAAAGAGGGACCAGAUUCAUCACAGAAUGAUCAUUACGCAAGAUCAAGAAGUGAAUGUGUAGACGAAAGGGAACAAAAAACAAGACAAAACAAUUUAGGAGGAUUAAACUAUGAAUGUGUUGACAAUGAAAAUACAAGUAGACAGUCACAUGAUUCAGAGGAGAAGAUUUCAUUGGCUGAGGUAGAUCCUCUGUCUACCAAUGACUGGUACAAUACACCAGCGAAUCAUGCUGUACAUAUCUACUCUUCUGUCCAAAAAUCAACUUCUAAUCUUGAUUACGAUGUUCACUCUGCCUCAGGAUACAGCCAGUCCAACCAAGAAAGGCCAGAAAAACCUCUAGAGGCGGACAAAGACAUUCAUGACAAGGUUGACUCAGAUCUGACAGAGUUUCUUCCAAUCCAGAAGAGACCUAGCUACUAUGGUGACAGGCCAGCAACCUCAAGGAAAGACGUGGCUUCAAGAUUAAGGUCUGUCUUCUUUAAGGAAUCCAUGGAGAAGCCACAGAAACAUAAUGUUUCAAAUCCUAGUCCCAUAAAUGAAACAAAUGACUCAUCAAAUAACAGAGGACACACAACUACACAAAACAAACCUAGAAUUGCAAAAACACAAGAGAAAGAUCAGUUAACUGAAUAUGGAAGUGAAAGCAGGAACCACAUGUUCAGCAAUAAGAGUGGGAGAGAAACCUCAGGGAGGGGCCAAUCCAGUAAAUUUAGCAGUCCAGCAAUAACAACAGAAAAGCUUGAGGAUGGAGGCAGGGUGGGGUCAGCAUUUCUUCCCAUACACCCACAGCCCCUGACUACUAACCCUGUAACAAAGCAUGUAGUAGAGUCAGCAAACCAGGAUCUAGCACAUCCUGUCCCUAGAGACUCAGAAAAUGAAGCCAGGGAAGUAGAAAGCAAGGAUCAACAAACAGAAAGCAGACAAAUUAUCAUUUCUGCCCAUGAAGAACAACUUGCAACAGUUACGUCUCUUUGUAAACAGGAAAUGAAGCUAUUGUUAGGGGCUAAGUCUGGACACAAGAGUGAUGAAGAUUAUGUAAGGAGGAUCAGCCAUAUCUUGACUCAGAAAAUCCAGGCUAUCCAACUUUUGCAAGACAAGUUAGAAAACUACCAACUGUCUGCCAUCAGUCACGGUUAAUGAUGCAUCCCACGAAGGUUCCGCUCCAGUAACUCCCUGUCACAACUCUGUGUGAUGUAGCCUGGAAUCAUCCAAUAUUGCUGCUGGUUCAGGUUUUACAUUAAUAAUCCUUUAGUUAAAAU